AUGCCGCCGAAGAAGACACACAAGGGCGAUGCUCCCGCGCCGAAGCGCGAGGACUCCCUGUCGAGGCACUACCCCAAGCUGCAGGACGGCAGCUCCGUCUUCGGCCUCGAGGAGUUCGACGACGAGGCGAGGGCGCACGUCAUUGGGAACAGAUCGGACUGGAAGUUCUACGCGCUGUGCUCGUUCUGUCACACGUUCAGAGCCGUGCUGAGGCUCCCGACGUUCACCGGGGACGAGCUGGAGCGAUCCCUGGUCGAUCCCGCGAAGCACGUGCUGACCCUGGAGAUCCUCCUGCGCCUGAUCGACCCUCCCGUCCGUCCCCGCGGUGAGAUGGACAAGAACAGGCUCGCGGUCGACGAGUGGGAGGCUCGACUGGCGCGCAAGAUCGAGGCGCUCGCGGAGGAGACGGAUUACUUCGAAUCGGAUUACCCGGACCAGGCCGAUGACGUCCGCGGUCACCCGUUCAACGGCGGCCGCACGUUCUUCGACCUGAACCCUCGCGAACGCCUCGACGUCCUCUACGCACUCGGCGAGGAACGGCUGGAGGACGACCCGGAGGGCGAGUGCGGCGCGGAGGUCAGGGCGAUGGCGGUGCACAACGCGACGUUCGCCGACGCGGAGGAGGAGGGGCACCAUCCCGAGGCUCACGGGGACCCGAUCGGGGUGGACUCGGACAACCGGCAGUACUUCGCGUGCGGCAACGACCUGCGCGUGUAUCGGUGGGAGAAGCCCAAGGCUAACGCGUUCACCCAGCCCGCGUGGGGGACCGUUUGCGUGGGCCUCAAGGAGACGAUGGCGUUUGCGGAUUCGCUAAAGGGGGGCAAGCGCAACAGCAAGGACUACCUGCUGUGGGAGUACCUCACCGAGACGCACCUGCCUCCGCACGUCGCCGCGCUUGAGCGCGAGGAUCGCGCCAAACGCGCGGAGGAGAAGGCUUUAGAGGACGCCGAAAGGCGUCGCGCCGCCAAGGAAGCGUACGAGAGCGUGGACCGCAAACGCUCCGGUCGAAUCGCGCAAAAAGCCGCCGAGGAGGAGGAGAAGAGGAGGAUCGAGGAGGAAGCCGCGGCCAAGCGCGAGGCUUUGCGAGCCGCCGCCGCCGCGAAGGAGGACGCGAGGCAGAAAGCCUGUUGGAGGUGGAUGCUGUUGCCCCCACGGCUCAGACCCGCGGAGGUGCCCGAGGGUAUGAACCCGGCGCACUCCGAAGCGGCAAAAAACUCAGAGGGCGCCGAACGAAGGGCGGCUGCUUCCAACCCGCGCGGCGAGGCCUGCGUGGGCAAACGGCUCGACGUGUACUGGGACGAUGACCAGACGUGGUACCGCGGUGUCGUCAAUGCGUUUGAUCCGGAGAAGAACACGCACGAAGUGUAUUAUCCGGAGGAUGAGGUCACGGAGACGGUGCGACUCGCCGAGGUUCGCAAGCGGUGGAUCCCCGACGGGUGGGACGAAUCGGGGGACGCGCUGUUAUUACCGGAGGUGUUCGAACCCGGGCUUGAACACCGCGGGGUGAAGCUCGACGGGUCCGCCACCGUGUUGUUCAUGCGCAGGCCCGGCAGUGUGGGGCAGCGGCGGGAGGAGGAGGAGGACGAGGAGGAGGACGCGGCGGCACUUCGAGACCCCGAGCCGUACUCCUCGGACAGGUCGGCGGAUGAAAGGAUGGACAUCGAACGACGGGAAGGUGGUUCGAUGGACGGGUACGACAACGACGGGUACGACGAGGAUGGGGACGACGACGACGACGACGACGACGGAUACGGCGGCGUCGACGAGCUCAAAGCCGAGGGGGGGGCGGUUGACCGUGGGUCGCGAAAGAAUGCCUGGGACGCGGUCGGGUCGUCGGCUGCCGAGGCGCCGCCGCCCGCGAAGAGAUCCCGCUCGGAGGAGGAGGAGGAGGAGGAGGAGGAGGAGGAGGAGGAGGAGGAGGAGUGCCGCCCCGGUCUGGUUGGGGUCACCGAGACUGCACGCGUCGAUGGGGAGAAGGCACCCGUCGAUGUUCUCACUAGUGCAUGGUAA
Molecule: messenger RNA, 2010 nt
Organism: Micromonas commoda
Lineage: Eukaryota; Viridiplantae; Chlorophyta; Mamiellophyceae; Mamiellales; Mamiellaceae
Exons: 2
Coding region: 1-2010 (669 amino acids)
Biological process (GO): regulation of DNA-templated transcription
Cellular component (GO): RSF complex
Source: RefSeq, a predicted model, not a curated record